Molecule: messenger RNA, 3923 nt
Organism: Gasterosteus aculeatus aculeatus (three-spined stickleback)
Lineage: Eukaryota; Metazoa; Chordata; Actinopteri; Perciformes; Gasterosteidae
Gene: ankrd33bb
Product: ankyrin repeat domain 33Bb
Molecular function (GO): protein binding
Source: RefSeq, a predicted model, not a curated record
UCACUUCAUUUGGGAUUAUCUCAGGCAAUCAGCCAGGCAAUCAUGUAAAAAACCUUUAAAACACAAAACAGACACAUAGAACACAAAUAAGUCCCCAGCAACAUCACAGAGGCAAAAAAUACACUUCAAAAGUUAAGCUUAAAGUUUAAAAUGCAACAAACUAUUUUUAGCAAAAAAGCCCCGGUGCAGGAGCAGGAUGUUAAAACGCGGUUGGAAAGUUCCUUCUUACCGGCUGCCUCUCCAGACUUUGCGUAGGUAAUUCAGCUUUGCACAACACUCCAUCUGCCGUGGCGUUUCACAACUUUUUACCUGCUGAGCUUGAUUAGGCACCUGUGUUCCUCCUCUUGGGGGUGUGCACAAGUGAUGGUGAAGUGCAAAUGUCCCCUCCCCUCUUCUUUCUGUUUUCCUUUUUCUUUCUUUUUCAUGCAUUUUCCUUCAAACCCAAAGUGUUCGUCUUUGACUUCACAUUCUAAGUUAUCCCUGAUGUAGAACAUCUACACAUACCAAAGUCUUUUCAAAAUCAAGACAUUGCCUCCGUGCCCGUACCAUUAGAUUUUACACUUUAUUGUAUUCUUAACAGAAAAUGUUGAAACCGCCUGUCUUAAGGGAGGCGAACACACACUCAACAGCUAGAGAGAGAGAGAGAGAGACUAAAGGGAUUAUCGGGGCUCAGUUCAAGAGAACGUCUCAUCCCAUUGCUGGUCAUCAUCAAAAGAAGCUCAACGCAUCUCCGGGGGGAAACACGAUUAGUUUCCGUUAGCGGCCAGACGGCUGCCUCUUCUUUCAGCUUUAACUUCGCAUCAAACAUUCCGGCUGCAUGUCUGGCUUCUGAAGGCACGGUUGGGAGAUUUGAUGGACGAGACUUUGGCUGCUAUUGAGAAGGAUCAUAGUGACUUCUCCUCAAAUCGGAACUCAUGGAAACUUGCGUGUGCCUUGACCAAGUCCACUUCUUUUCAUUUUUAUUUUUUAGCUGCGACGCUCAACGAAUCCAGAGCGACUUCCUCAGAAUAUGCAUACGGCCAAACCUUUCUUGAUGACAAUGGCUUGGGGAGUUCUGGGAAAUCCUAAUCUCUGUGGUUUCCAGAGAAGAUUUAUUCGACAAUGAAAGAGAAUUUAGACCGUAAGUGCUGAUCUCAUGUGUGACCCCUGCUGAACCCUUGCUAAACCGAACCGAGACAGAGACAGACGGUUCAACGUGCCGAUGGACUCUACGUUGUCCUGAAGUUGUCCUGGCAACCCCACAAGAAUAAUUUCUAUAAAGUGGGGAAGGGGAAGAUUUAAAUGGUGUUACAAACAGAGGAACAAAGUGCUGGUUUGAAGGUUCUGGAGAAUGGAGUGUCCCGAGACGCUGGACUGGGAGAGGUUCCUUUUAGGACUAAUGAAGUGGCAACGAAUAAACCUUCCAUGUCCAUCACCAAUGUUGACGAAAAUGGCGAUGAGCGUGAAGUGUCAGGGGACGACGAUAACGAGGAAAGUGAGCUUGAUUACAGGCCAAACUAUUGGGAGGAUGACGACGAAAUCUACCAGGAGUUCGAGGAGUUGGACUUUGACUCCCUGCCGGAUCGCUCGGACAUGCAGAGCAUCGCCUCGAAUGAUUCGUUCUAUCCACACAUUGGUUGUAUUGCAUCCCAAAUGUACUGCUCACUGACUCCUGACAGCCCAGAACCCAUUUCUUUCUUUAACGCCUGCUGCAACAACAAUGCCAUCAUCGUCAAGAUCAUGAUUAGACAAGGAGUGACCCCUGAGGAAGUGAAGGAGACGGAUCGGAACGGAAGAUCAGGUUUGAUUAUGGCGUGCUACCAUGGUUACGUGGACGUGGUCAUGGCCCUUUCUCAGUGCCCGUAUCUUGAUGUCAACUGGCAGGACAACGAGGGCAACACUGCUCUCAUUAUUGCAGCACAAGCAGGUUACGUGUUCAUCUCAAACUACCUACUCAACUAUUUCCCCGGGAUGGACAUUGAGAGGAGGAACUGUCACGGUUUCACACCUUUGAUGAAGGCCGCCAUGCAGGGCCGAGCAGAGUGCGUCAGGGCUCUCAUGCUGGCUGGUGGUGAUAUCCAAGCUCGGGACAACGGCCGCAGUUUGACUCCCAGGGAUUGGGCUCUCUUCACUGGUCGAUACGAGACAGCACAUCUGAUGCAGAGGCUGAUGUCAAAGCCUUGUGCAGAGCAGUUCUGUGACUCCUUCUCCCUGGAGUGGCCCCCGUUGGAGGAGCUGGUGGCCAAGGCCCAGGAGCCCAAGUCCUACCGGAGGCGUUUGAUCAAUGUCCUGUCCUGCUGCUCGUAUAGGAUUUACAUAAACAACAAAGUGAAUCCCGUGGAUGAAGGCGUCUUUGACCACAUGGUCCAGCUCACCACCGCUCUCGCCAGCCCGGUCAUGGCCACGGCUUGCCACACGGUGUGCCCGGGCAGCCCGCCGUGCAUCGGCAAGCGUCGGCCAGCUGUGCAAGAAAUCCUGAGGAGGCAGCGGGUGUCUGAGCUAAAGCGCCUGGGCCCGGACAGACUGAACAACUACAAGAAAUUUUUCCAGAACUCGCGGGUACUCCUCAUCCCCAAGGCAAAGGAUCGCAGGGCCAGCCUGCAGACUCAGCUGCUGAGCGACGUAGCCGCAGUGGCCAUGAGGAGAGCCAGCCUCCUGCCCCUGAAUAUGCUGAGGAGGAGCAGCGUGCGGCCCGGCAUUGUGGUUCCCAAGGUGAGACUCUGCAAAGCCCCGGCUCCCUGCUUCGUACCGGAGAAACUCAAACAGAGCGGUUACAACAACGACCUCCAGAUCCCCAAGUGGAACUACAAGAUGAAGAGGAUUGGGAGGAGGCAGGAAGAAGAGGAGAGGAGACUAGUGUUAACUCGGAUAAGGAGAUGACAGGAGAUGGGGAGUAUACUGUAUGUUCACAUCAGCUCAGCAAGCAGAACAUGACUGCAAACUCACAAAGCGUGAAUGUGUCUUGUUGGAACAGCCCUGCAAUCGCAGUGUAACAGUCCUAGAAACAAUUACAUUUGCUCACAAUAAUUGCUGCAAUUCCAGACAGAGAUGUGUUGCCUUGUUUCUACUUGAGUUCCCCUGCUUUUAUUCAGAGCGCGUAGUUUAUAAUGCAAUGUGGCAGAUGAAGAAGAUUUGGGGGUAGGGGUCCAAUAUAGAAUUUGUAUCUGUAAUUAGUUCAGUUGCAUGUGGCCAAAUAACAAAAGAAGAUUAAUUGUCUCGGUAUCCUUUAAAAGAAGUGCUCGUCUUAAGCUAAGAUUCCCUGCACAGAACAAUCGAGCCAUAAAAAGAUGAAACAAUAUUCAGAAGAUGUGAGGCAGAGGUUACAAAAGGAAAGACAAAAAACCCAAUACCAAAUAGGAUACCUAUGGGGGGGUAUUUCAAAGGAUAGCGAGUCAAACUCUGACAAGGCCAAAUGGAGUUUGGUCGCUGGCUGCUACCAUAUGAAAACAUGCAGGGAAGAAGCCAAUAAACCAUCAUGCACUCACGCAUACAGGUCCAACAGGUAGAAGCCAGAUCACACAGGCUUUGUGAGGGCUUUGAGGCAGAUAGAGAGAGACAAAAAUAAACAGCUUACUGCUGGACUGUGACUUGCUGGAUUUCAAAAUAAGUCCAAUGAGAUGCUCCACUACUACAUCUCCGGCUCUGGGAGAAAUGGAGGGCCACCUGUGCAUUUCAACUUUUGCAAAUUUGCUUCGCUUUUGGUGUGAACGUACCAUUAUACUAAAGACAAAGAAGUUGAAUACACUACUGCAAAAUGUGAAUAAGAUACAAAAAAGGUGUAAAAUAUUGCAUUUUAGUGUGUAUUAAAUUUUAGUGUGUGUUAAAUAUCAGGUGGCAACCUCCAUGCAAAAGUGUCUUAAAACUUGUAUUCUCUCUUAUUGCCAGCAGGGGGCAUCUCCGCCAUUCAUACAAAGAAGUGAAACUAAUUCUAUAUAUAUAUAUAU